AUCAACCUCUUUCCUCUCCUCUUGCCGUCCUUCCCUCUCGUGGCGGUCCAAACACGUGGGACGCCUCGGAAAAGCCUUCUCCGUUUUCCCGGUCCGGUUGCCUUUUAGCCCCACCUCACCGCCGUCGAGCUGGCCCUCUCGGCUGCGCACGCAGGCCACCUUCCGACCGAGGCCACCUAGAAGGAACUCUUCUUGGUUCGUAGUGGUGCUGUGCUCUUCCUCGCGUUACCCUCUGCUGGUGUGGAUGCUCCGGCGCGGAGUGGAGAUCCAUCAGGACUUGUUGAUUUGACCAUCACGCUGAACAUUUUGUGGUAAAGAGGGCAAGGUCAGAUCCCUGGCGUCGGAAAGUGUAUCAUCUCUUUGGGUUCCAGCAUAUACCUCCUUCCCACAAGGUUGCACUAGAAAAUAUGUCAACACAUGCCUCUAACCGGUUGAACAGAAAUCCAGACAAUUCUGAAAUACCGUACUAUAAUGGCAAUUUAAUGCAUGUUGUGGGCAAUGGAACUUACUAUAUGCAACAAAAUCAUGAUGAUAUGCACUACGUGUCCUCUGAUGAUGGGUCCCAGACCAGUAAUUCUAGGGCUCAAGGGUUUCAAGCACAGUACUGCACCCUAGACUCGUCCUCAGCCAAUUGUGUUUAUCCUGCACAUAGCUCUACUUCUCAGAGCAUAAGUGGGAGCCCUCUGUCUCAGCAAGAGAGUCACUUUGAUCAUGCAUACGGUUCCUCUCCAAGUGCGUCGUGCAUUACUCAGGUUCCCAGUUUGACACUCAGGGAUAUAGAAAAUGUGAUGUUUGGACCUGAUUCUGACACAGUUAGCCCUGACAGCUCCUUACUACCUGGUACUGCUUUGUAUGAAAACAACUGGAGAGAACUUCUGGGAAUUAAUACUGGGGAUUUGAAGCAGGUACUUAUAGCGUGUGGUAAGGCUGUUGACGAGAAUGCUUACUAUAUGGAUGCACUGAUGUCUGAGUUAAGGCAGAUGGUUUCCAUCUCCGGUGAACCAAUGCAGCGUCUAGGAGCCUAUAUGUUGGAAGGCCUCAUUGCGAGGCUUUCUUUCACUGGACAUGCCCUAUAUAAAUCUCUUAAGUGUAAAGAGCCUGUGGCUACAAGUUCUGAGCUCAUGUCCUAUAUGCAUCUUCUUUACGACAUCUGUCCAUUCUUCAAGUUUGGUUACAUGUCUGCCAAUGGUGCAAUAGCUGAGGCUGUUAAGGGUGAAAACUUUAUUCACAUCAUCGAUUUCCAAAUCGCUCAGGGGACUCAGUGGAUAACUAUUAUACAGGUCCUUGCUGCAAGGCCUGGGAGACAACCAUACCUAAGAAUUACUGGUAUUGAUGACUCAAAUUCUGUUCAUGCCCGAGGUGGUGGACUGGAUAUAGUUGGACAGAGGUUGCACAACAUCGCCCAGUCAUGUGGUCUGUCCUUUGAGUUCAAUGCUGUCCCAGCAGCUAGUCAUGAGGUUAUGUUUGAACAUCUUUGUAUAAGACCUGGAGAAGCUAUCGCUGUGAAUUUUGCUUACCAGCUGCAUCACACUCCUGAUGAGAGUGUGGGCGUAGAAAACCAUCGUGAUAGGAUCCUGAGGAUGGUCAAGAGCCUCUCUCCUAGGGUGGUAACUCUUGUAGAGCAGGAGGCGAAUACAAACACAGCACCUUUCUUUCUUAGAUACUUGGAGACUCUUGAUUAUUACACAGCCAUGUUUGAGGCAAUAGAUGUUGCUCUCCCCAGGGAUGACAAGAAGCGCAUUAGCGCAGAGCAGCACUGUGUUGCAAGAGAUAUCGUCAAUUUAAUUGCAUGUGAAGGUGCAGAAAGAGUAGAGAGGCAUGAGCCUUUUGGAAAAUGGAGGGCAAGACUUGCAAUGUCUGGGUUUCGACAAUACCCAUUAAGUCCAGUGGUGAACAGUACCAUCAAAACACUGCUCGAUAGUUACCACAGCUAUUACAGGCCCGAGGAGAGAGAUGGUGUCCUUUAUCUUGGCUGGAAGAACAGAAAACUGGUUGUAUCUUCUGCCUGGUUCUGACAUUUCUGAUUUCGGAAGAAGCUUGUUUAGGUUCUUUCGUGGCUUUAUGUUGAGCACAUGAAUCCAAGGUGGAACCUAAAUUUCAUCUUGAGGACUCAUAAUCCAAAACAAGCUGGUUGCUUCCUUGCUGCUUCUUGUUGGUCAGCUUUCAAACUCUCCUAUGCUCACCACCACUUCAGACUAUGGUUAUCGCUGAAAUAGUCGCCAUGACAAAGUUCCAUCCUUAUAGGUGCUGCAAACAGUUGUUUUGCCACCUUUUAAUGGUUCUAAUAUUACAUGCUUCUAGAAUCUGGUAUCAGUAACUGAAUCUGGAUUACCGAAAGGGUUUAUGCUGCUCUUAGAUUGACUUUGUACACUGCGUUAUCUGUCUGUGUCCGAAGGUUAUGACGGUCCUUGGUAAUAGGCACAAGGAGUGCAAUUAGAUUCUGCAUGUACAAUCUGCUGGUGUAUUGUACUUCUCUACAAUCUGGGUGAUUUACUUUGGUGAUCACAGUUCUGUUC
Phragmites australis (common reed) is the source of this 2516-nucleotide messenger RNA. RefSeq names its product scarecrow-like protein 21. Bases 408 to 2015 code for a protein of 535 amino acids. The transcript is spliced from 3 exons. Gene Ontology annotation, biological process: regulation of DNA-templated transcription. Gene Ontology annotation, molecular function: sequence-specific DNA binding; DNA-binding transcription factor activity. Gene Ontology annotation, cellular component: nucleus. NCBI's taxonomy places the organism in Eukaryota, Viridiplantae, Streptophyta, Magnoliopsida, Poales, Poaceae. The record is from RefSeq and is a predicted model, not a curated record.